AUGGUCACUAUGCUGAGUGGUUACCUACUGGCCGUCUUUGGGCUCUGCGCCACUGCCCUCGCUAUACCAUCUCAAAUCCCCUUUUCGUCUAUUGACAAUGUUAGGAAGAUAGAUACCUGGGCAUUGAACCCUACUGGAGAUGCAGCUGUCACUCGGGUUGUAAGUGGGUCUCAACACGAGCUUCACCUCCUCGCGAUCAAUGCUCAAUUCACUGUACCAUCAGUCUUAUAUGGUGCCGCAAAUGCUCAGGCUAGGUAUACUUUCCUAGAUGACCAGACAGUUCUGACUGCGACGCCCCAGUCCGAGGGUCACGAAGGAGCAUGGGAUUUGACCACACAGACACUCAACUACACGACACUUCCACCGGCUUAUCCACCUUCAGCUAGCAAGGCCAACAAGCUCGGCGAAGUGGCUUUGGGCAACGAUCUGAAAGAGCUGGUUCACUCUGAACAAGCGGGUGUACUAACUGUGGUGCUUCCUGAAGACCUCGUCCUAAUUGAAGUGGCUCAGCACGAAGAGGGAUGGACGAUCAAGGAAGAGCCACGAAUAGUGAAGCACAAGGAUUUAAUUUACUUAUUUGACCUUCGAGAUACCUCCUCGUCUCCGGUAUUACUUCGUCACUCUACCAAGUCACAGCUGACUUCAACGGCGUUUGGCGAUGGCGAGAACAUUGCUUGGUUGUCAGAUCAUCGAUUGUGGUUAUCCGUUGGAAGAGACCAGUGGGAAAUUCAACUGAACUUCGAUCUCUCCUCUGAGAAGAUCACUUUCUCAAAAGACGGGAAAGCGAUAUACCUCGUUGCUCCUCAUGACGACCAACAAUCUCUAUUCCACCUUUGGGCCCCCUCCAGGUCUGAAACAAAACCAAUAACGCCAGUCAGGAUCCCGUCGAACGGUACGAUACACUCCGCCAUCCACGUAGGGAUCACACCACUUGAUCAUGCCCAUUUGAUAGGUAUCAAGAGUGAUUCGGCGAAAGGUGAAGGAAAAGAAUUAUGGGUCAUCAGUCAUUCGCCUCAUGAGGAUCCUACGUAUAAUUAUGAGAAUAUCAGGUUGACUUACUUCACUUGA
This is a messenger RNA of Kwoniella botswanensis, 1068 nucleotides long. RefSeq lists its product as uncharacterized. Lineage: Eukaryota; Fungi; Basidiomycota; Tremellomycetes; Tremellales; Cryptococcaceae. The transcript is spliced from 4 exons. The coding region runs from base 1 to 1068 and encodes 355 amino acids. The record is from RefSeq and is a predicted model, not a curated record.